GGUUUGUUUUUGGGUUUCCUCUGCCUGAUACUCUUCAAAAUAAAAGGUGUAUUGGUUUCGGGGAUCCAAACAAUGAAACAUAUUAGUGUCUCUUCUAAUUCCAAGUAGAAACAAAGGUGGUGCCAAAAACAACAAAGGGAAAGGAGAAAGCGAUAGAAUGAAGCCUUUUUUUGUUUUGGUCUCAGUGUUUGCUUCAUUAACAGCUGCUUGGAAUGAUAAAGGAUGGCUGGUUGGACCAGGUGGAGGAGCAGCAGCAGCUGGAUGGGGCGUAGCUGGUGGCAGUUGGGAUACACUUGAACUGACACCAGCACAACAUAUACUGGCCGCUGUGCCCGCAGCAGAACGCGGCAAUUUUUUGCUCUACCAAUUAGCCCUGGCCAUAAAUUCUGGCAACUUUUUGGAUCUGGAGACGAUACACGAGGAUGAGCUGAUGGAGGAGCUAAACUCCAAUUGGUUGGCCGCAAUGGCAAAUGAAUUUCAGCACAUAGAAGUGUAUGACGGUUUUCCAAUCGACUUGCAGAACUGGCUAAUGGACAGCUAUGGUCUGAGUGUCACAGAUGUUUAUCACAGCAGUUGGUGGAGAAGCCGCAGCAGCAGCAUGUCUCGAUCUCGAUCCACCGGAAACGGAAAUGGCAAUGCCAACGCCAACGGAUACAAUACUCGUCAACAGAUGUGCACAGCGGAGGGUCAGUGCUAUGACAUGGCACAAAUCGUUACUGUGUGCUGUCCAUUCUGAGAGAAAGACAGAGAGCGACCGAGUGUAUAAAUAAAA
Molecule: messenger RNA, 772 nt
Organism: Drosophila willistoni
Lineage: Eukaryota; Metazoa; Arthropoda; Insecta; Diptera; Drosophilidae
Exons: 4
Coding region: 158-736 (192 amino acids)
Source: RefSeq, a predicted model, not a curated record